Molecule: messenger RNA, 339 nt
Organism: Aureobasidium namibiae CBS 147.97
Lineage: Eukaryota; Fungi; Ascomycota; Dothideomycetes; Dothideales; Saccotheciaceae
Exons: 3
Coding region: 1-339 (112 amino acids)
Source: RefSeq, a predicted model, not a curated record
AUGGACGGCGACUCAGCAGCAAAGACAAUGGACCAGGGUGCCUCUGCAGCAUUGAGAAACGAUGAUCUUGGAUCCAAUGCCAUUCACGAGCAAGCUGUACCCAGAGGCGAGCCUGCGGGCGAGAAGACGACAGGCACUGGCACACCAGCCUUCAGCGCGGACGGUGCAAUCGGCAAGCAGUUCAAUGCUGACGGAGCGAUCGGUCAAGUUGGCGAGAAGGUCGGUGGACCAUUCUCAUCGCAGGGUGCAAUAGGAAAGCAGUUCACCGCCGAAGGCUCGAUCGGCGGCGCCAUCCAUGAGCAGUUGGGCAAGGGCGAGAACAACACCUUCCAGAAGUAG